Messenger RNA from Teleopsis dalmanni, 1050 nucleotides. RefSeq names its product inositol oxygenase. Gene Ontology annotation, cellular component: cytoplasm. The record is from RefSeq and is a predicted model, not a curated record. The coding region runs from base 115 to 993 and encodes 292 amino acids. The transcript has 4 exons. Gene Ontology annotation, biological process: inositol catabolic process. Gene Ontology annotation, molecular function: iron ion binding; inositol oxygenase activity. NCBI's taxonomy places the organism in Eukaryota, Metazoa, Arthropoda, Insecta, Diptera, Diopsidae.
GAUUGUUUCAAAAACGUUUCAGACCCCAUCGAGUCAAGAUCGUUGGAUCUCGUGCAAUUGCAAUAAUUAAAUAAUAUUUUUUUUUCGUUGGCAAGUGUUUUCAAUUAACUAAAAAUGCGCCUUUUACAAACUAAUCCAAUUGAUUUCAUCGAUCCUUCGGAGUUACUAAGACCUGAGCCCACAUUUGCGGAUAAAAGCUUAUCAAAAUUCCGAGAUUAUAGCAUCGAUCCAACUGAUCCUUUAAAGGAACGUGUGCGCCAAACAUACAGAUUAAUGCAUUUAAAUCAAACGGUGGAUUCUGUUAAAGGUCGUCGUGAUAAAUGGUUAAAGUUCAAUACAUUUACGGCCACCAUACGUGAAGCACUGGAAAAACUAAACGAUUUGGUGGAUGAAUCUGAUCCCGAUAUUGAUUUACCAAAUAUAGUGCACGCAUUUCAAGCAGCGGAACGAGCACGUGCCGAGUAUCCCGAAUUAGAUUGGCUACAUUUCACUGCAUUAGUGCAUGAUCUUGGUAAAGUUAUGGCAUUUUAUGAUGAACCACAAUGGGCAGUUGUGGGUGAUACCUAUCCCGUUGGUUGUGAAUGGGGUCAAAGCAUAGUAUAUCGUAGCGAUAGUUUUGAAGGUAAUCCAGAUGGCAAGAAUCCUAAAUAUAACACAAAAUAUGGCAUGUACGCACCCAAUUGUGGUCUCGAUAAUCUAAUGAUGUCUUGGGGUCAUGAUGAAUACAUGUAUCAAGUGCUUAAACAUAAUAAUACCACGUUACCAGAUGUUGCAUGUAAUAUAAUACGCUUCCAUUCCUUCUAUCCUUGGCAUAAUGGUGGUGACUAUGAAUACUUAAUGACACCAGACGACGAAGAAACAAAGAAAUGGGUUUUGAUAUUUAAUCGUUACGAUCUUUACACUAAAAGUGAAACUGUGCCUGAUAUUGAAGCUCUAUGGCCAUAUUAUCAAUCUUUAAUUGAUAAGUAUUGUCCGGGAGAAUUGGAAUUUUAAUUUAAGUUGUAUUAUUAAUCAUUAAUCAUUUGUAUAGCAAAUUUAUAUAAUUAUUAU